Ricinus communis (castor bean) is the source of this 2130-nucleotide messenger RNA. Its product is annotated as probable aldo-keto reductase 1. The transcript has 7 exons. Gene Ontology annotation, cellular component: cytoplasm. The record is from RefSeq and is a predicted model, not a curated record. Bases 764 to 1906 code for a protein of 380 amino acids. NCBI's taxonomy places the organism in Eukaryota, Viridiplantae, Streptophyta, Magnoliopsida, Malpighiales, Euphorbiaceae.
UACACUGCCAAACAACCAAAGCAUCAUUCCUCGAAGCUCUGAAAGUUUUUUCUUUCUCAAAGUAUCAUCACAGUAAGUUGAGUUGAGUUGAGUUUGAUAACAACAACCGCGGCAGCAAUGAAUAUAUCUCAUAAUCUAACAUCAAUAAUCAUAAAGGAAAGAGAAAAGAAGGUGAUAAUGGAGAAUAAGUAAAGUUCAGGAGACAGGAGUGGCGACAUCAUCAGCUCCAUCUGCCUAUCUGAGAGCAAAGCCUCAUUCUAGAAUUAAUAUCAUUUUUACAAUUACACCCUAAAUAUUGCGUAAUUUCUUUUUAUGGGUAUUGAUGGCAGAUAGAGGAUCUAAGAGCGGUGUCUAAUGUCUAGAAUCGAAAGGAGCUUAUUUCUAGUAGUUGCCCACCUUCAGGUAGCCGGAAAUGAUUGAAUGGAAGCCAUAUAUAAUAUCCAGAAUCGUCUAUUUUGAGUUUCGCAACCACCAUCAACUCUUUUUCUUGGCAAGGGAUUUCUCUUUUUGGUAAGGCCAUUGUUGCAACUCUUUAAUGAAACCGAGAUAACAGUAGUAACUUUGGCAUUAAUUCUUGCUUUAUGGUAGCUGAAGGAUGGAAUUUCAGAAACUGAAAUUUUGUUUUUCUUCUAAAAAAAUUGGGGUUGCGGGUUCUUCCGUUCUUCUUUCUUUCUGAUGUUGCUGACAUGUGGUAAUGCGUCAGUGAAUUCACUAGAGGUAUCUCUAGAUUCUCUACUAGAUUACGUGUUGCUGACAUGUGGUCAUGCGUCACAAGGGAUACGAUUUCUCAAUAUAUAUAAACGAUAAAAGAAUCAGUAGGAGCAUACUAACAAGAGGAAAGGAAAGAAGAUCACAGAUCAAAGAUAUGGCAGAGGAACAAGGAUUUGUAGUUCCAAGAGUGAAACUGGGUAAUCGAGGAUUUGAGGUGUCAAAGUUAGGCUUUGGAUGUAUGGGGCUUACUGGCACGUACAGUGCUCCUGUCCCUGAAGAAGUUGGCAUUUCAAUCAUUCAGGAAGCAUUCAAAAGAGGAAUUACAUUUCUCGACACAGCUGACGUUUAUGGACCUCACACUAAUGAAGUCUUAGUUGGGAAGGCACUAAAGCAAUUGCCUAGAGAAAAGAUCCAGUUAGCUACGAAAUUUGGUAUUGUUAUCAAUAAAUCUGAUUUUGGAAGCGCUUCAAUUGAUGGCAGACCAGAAUAUGUUCGUGCAUGCUGUGAGGCUAGUCUAAAGCGUCUGGAUGUGGAAUAUAUUGAUCUCUACUAUCAACAUCGCAUCGACACUUCAGUACCAAUUGAGGAAACUAUGGGAGAGCUUAAGAAACUAGUGGAAGAAGGUAAAAUUAAGUACAUUGGAUUAUCUGAAGCAAGUCCUGAUACAAUAAGGAGAGCACAUGCAAUUCAUCCAAUCACUGCAGUGCAGAUGGAAUGGUCACUUUGGACUCGUGACAUUGAAGAAGAAAUAAUCCCACUUUGCAGGGAACUUGGAAUUGCAGUAGUGGCAUAUAGCCCUCUUGGUCGAGGCUUUUUUGGUGGAAGAGCAGUUGUGGAAAGUUUGCCUUCAGAGACUAAACUGAAAUCACAUCCAAGGUUCACAGAAGAAAAUAUUGAAAAGAACAAGGUACUUUACACUCGAGUGGAAAAUUUGGCUAAAAGAUAUGGAUGUACUCCUGCUCAGCUUGCCCUGGCUUGGGUUCUUAAUCAAGGGGAUGAUGUGGUUCCCAUCCCUGGGACAACGAAGGUGAAAAAUCUGAUAGACAAUAGGGAAGCAUUGAGAAUCAAGCUAACCAAAGAUGAGCUGAAGGAGAUCUCUGAUGCUGUCCCAGUCAAUGAAGUAGCUGGAGUUAGAUCUUUCAACUACAAGCAGACCUUUAAGUUUGCCAAUACACCACUGCCCAAAAAUGCCUAAGCAGCAAACUGAACAAUUAUGGAUGAGAUGAAUUUGCUUUUGAAUUGAAUAUUGUGGUGAAAAGCUGAAAAUGUAACAAACAAUAGUAGCUGCAUUGUUGAUUAUUGAAUUCAGCGAGGUGCUGUUCCUGUAAUCAUGUGGCAAAUUUGAUAAUUUCAUUGGCAGCAUACUGUCACAAUUUCUGUAUUAUUGUUGAUGAGGUAAUUCUAUCUGUUAAGAGACUA